Messenger RNA from Eremothecium cymbalariae DBVPG#7215, 1707 nucleotides. It is a transcript of the gene IZH3, whose product is annotated as Izh3p. The coding region runs from base 1 to 1707 and encodes 568 amino acids. The record is from RefSeq and is a predicted model, not a curated record. Gene Ontology annotation, molecular function: signaling receptor activity. NCBI's taxonomy places the organism in Eukaryota, Fungi, Ascomycota, Saccharomycetes, Saccharomycetales, Saccharomycetaceae. The transcript has a single exon. Gene Ontology annotation, cellular component: membrane.
AUGGACGAAUGCAGUGGCCGCAGCGGUGGCAGAAGCAACUGUAAGCAGUUGCAGGGUGCUGAGAGCGGGGUUCUAGGGGAUAAGGGGUGCUUCGAGGGUGAGAAGAUGGUGGGGGGUAAUGUAGCGUCGUGUACGGCGAAGGAUAAUCCCAGGAAGGUUUGGACCAUGAAGAGUCGGAGGCUAAUGCGGUGGAGAUGGCGUGGAGAAAAUGAUGCGAGAGAUAAUGCCGCUGAGAGGGAGAAUGUGGUGAACGGAUACAACUUGCUAAAGGGAGCGACACGAACUCUCAAGACGGGGUGGGGGACUGUGUUGAGGCUGCGGAAGUCUGGAGACUGCGUGGUGGACGAAAACGAGCAGGACGCCAGGAAGCUGAAGGUGUUGCGGUUGUCGUCGUCUUCGACUGCGGUGGAGAGCUUUGGACGGUAUGCUGGCGGAGAUGGACGCAAGGUGUUUGAUAACAUGUCCAAUGCGACUUUAGUCAAUGACUCGGCUUUGAAUUUGACCGACACCAAUGUUCGUUCCACUGCGACUUUGUGCUCGGCGUCGCCGGUGACUCGCUAUCCCAACGGGAAUAUGAUUGCUGGUGGCAAGCUGGAAGGCAUGCACGGUUAUGAUGAGCUGCCAGAUGCGACGGAUGGUGAUGCGGUUUCCGUGGCUGAUGGAGGGGACAAGUCGUAUUCUUGGGCUAAGUCGUAUAUGUUGGGGCGGGCAAGACAUCUCCAUUACUAUGAACUGCCCCAACCGUGGAGAGAGAACCCAUAUAUUAUUUAUGGGCACCGUUUCUAUCAUUCUCAUAAAAAAUCCUUGUUAUCCAUAUUGAAUGUUUAUGGUUGGCACAAUGAAACGAUUAACAUAUGGUCUCACAUAGCUGGAGCAAUCAUUUUGUUGUAUAUUAUGUUAAGGGGAUUUCCUAAUUCUGAUGUUUUCAACUCAACGCAGGUCCCCAAAGUUGCAAAGGGGGCUAUCUAUGUUUUCUUGCUCUGUGGGAUUAAGUGUAUGGUAUCUUCAGUCAUGUGGCAUACUUUUAGUGGGACUUGCCAUCUACCUCUCCGUUCAAGAUUCAGCUGCGUGGAUUACACCGGUAUUACUAUUCUCAUUACUGCGUCUGUUAUGACUACGGAAGCGUUCACUCUCUACAGAUUGGCCCCCAAAGCCAUGUAUUUAUAUAUGGGGAUUUCUUUAUGCCUGGGUGUAUUUGCCGCAUUUACGAACUGGUCCCGCAGGUUCGAUGGGCCUGAUUCUAGGAUUUUCAGAGUCGCUUUCUAUGUCAUUUUGGCAGGACUGGGGUUGAUUUCCUUUGUGCAUUUGACAGUGCACUCUGACUGGUCUAGCUCAAGACUUAUGAUUACACCACUGAUCAACAAAAGCAUCGUGUGGUAUUUAAUUGGUGUGGUAUUUUAUGCUACGCUAGUUCCCGAGCGAUGGAGAUCUCGCAUCUUGCUCAGCCACCCUGUUCAGAAUCCUGUGGAUACGAACUUCCCUUCCUCAGAUUCCAAUAUUCCUUCAGAGAAUAUCGACAAUAUUCAUUUCAAAUCCAAACCCAAAGAAUCGGAUCAACUUGGCUUCUGGUCUCUUUGGUGGGUGGACUACUUUUGUCAUUCUCAUUUCUUGUGGCACAUCUUUGUAGUAUUGGGUGUGGUAGGCCACUACAGAGCUACAUUGGCGAUGGCUAGAAUGAACUGGUUGGAUACACCAAGCAUCCUGUGA